Cryptococcus deneoformans JEC21 is the source of this 925-nucleotide messenger RNA. RefSeq names its product expressed protein. Lineage: Eukaryota; Fungi; Basidiomycota; Tremellomycetes; Tremellales; Cryptococcaceae. The record is from RefSeq and is a predicted model, not a curated record. The transcript has 3 exons. Bases 74 to 844 code for a protein of 256 amino acids.
CCUAUACAUCUUCAUCUCCUUCUAAUUAUCUUCAGAAAGAAAGCAGCUCUAUACCAGCUAGUGCUGGACCUCAAUGCCCCAUGCUUCAACCAGUCGUCAUACUGAAUCCACCCAGCUAUACAAUCUCCGAGAACCUCCUCCUUGCAGAAACGAUGCCGUUACACCAGCAUUGUUUAUCCCAGUCCACGCGGUUCAUGAAGGGUUGAAGCGCCGCAAAGUGCGCCUUAUUGGGCAGAUAUUGCAUUUCAACAACCGCAAAUCCAUCCUCAUCAUCACCUCCCACCCAUCUGCUCGCAAGCCUACAGCCACUGCCGCUCAAUCGCCCACCCUCCUCGCCGACAUCUCCAUUCCACUCUUGGCAAACUCCCCAUCAGUUCGGGAUGUAACGGAUGUCCUUGGUACUGCAGUCUUCUCGCGCCUGUCAAAGUCGUUUUUGCCGCCAGAGAGUGAAGAGGAUAAAAGGAUGGUACGGAUGAAAGGUUUGGUAGGAAGGGAGAUGGUUUCGAUAAGGAGAGGAGAGUGGGUGAACCUUGUUGGGUGGUUGGAGGAUGGGAAGGAUGCUGUCAGGAAAAUUCAAACAUUUGGUCCGUAUGCUCCGCCCCCACCUCUUAUCCUCGAAGUGAUCCAUAUAUCCAACUCUCGACCACUUCCGACGCCCAUUCCAAAGUUGAGAGGAGAGAUAGAUGGAUGGAAUGGGCAGUUGACUGCGAUCAGUCCCGAUACGCCCAAGGCAGCUAUGAAAGGUAUGGCCAAGCAAACAGCUGAAGGAUGCGAGGAAAAAAAGGACGAAAGUUGGGACGAGGUCACGCCUAAGCCAAAGCGAAUGAGGCAGAUAAGCAGUUGAUAGCAUUCAACAACCCUGUCUGACACAACGAUUUCACCAUCUCAUGUUUGUUGUAAACAUGCAUUAUUAUCUACCUAUAUC